AGGGAUCUGCUGGGUUACAUAAACCCACGGAAAUCUUUUCCAACUUUGCGCGGGGGCUUUCUGGAAACAUCUGAGGCGCCUUGGCGUGAAACCAAGAAACGAGCCUUUGCCGUUUUAUCCGAGACGAUGCACAGCCGUGCUUCCUCCAAACCCGUGGCUUUCCGAAUCCAACCUUUCGAGGAUAACGCAGAGGGCGCGCGCAGGGCGGAGGCGGAACCAAAAGCAGGCCCGGCAGAGGAGGGGAAGAAAUGGCUCGCCCGGGAGGCGGAGGGCAGCUGCUGAAUCGCCUCCUCUUGCAUCUUUCGCAGUCCGCCCGGUGGGCUGCAAUGAAGCCCAGCCGAGAGGCUGCUUUGCACAGCGCUGCAGUGGCCUCAGGUAAAAUCGAAGUGAAUGGUGCCCACCUGCACUAUCAGCAGACAGGAGGUGGAAAUCAUGCCGUCCUGCUACUUCCUGGAAUGUUAGGAAGUGGCCAGACUGAUUUUGGACCACAGUUGAAGUCUAUGAACAAGGAGCUCUUCACAAUCGUAGCCUGGGACCCUCGGGGAUACGGAAAGUCUAUCCCUCCACUUCGAGAGUUUCCUCCUGAUUUUUUUGAAAGAGAUGCAAAGGAUGCUGUUGACUUGAUGCAGGCACUGAAGUUUCAGAGGUUCUCUCUGUUAGGAUGGAGUGAUGGUGGAAUAACAGCCCUUGUUGCUGCAGCAAAGUAUCCACAUCUUAUCCACAAGAUGGUGAUUUGGGGAGCCAAUGCCAAUGUUACGGCAGAGGAUGUGAAAAUUUACAAUGGUAUCCGAGAUGUUUCCAAAUGGAGUGAAAGAACCAGGAAGCCACUGGAAGAAAUGUAUGGAUAUGAAUACUUUUCGAAAACCUGUGAAGCCUGGGUGGAUGGAAUCUCUCAGUUCAUGCACAACCCAAAUGGUAGUAUCUGCCAGCCUUUACUGCCUCAUAUCAAGUGCCCAACAUUAAUAAUCCAUGGAGACAAAGACCCCCUGGUGCCACGCUUUCAUGCCGAGUACCUACACAAACAUAUCGAAGGGUCGCAGUUGCAUUUUGUGCCUGAAGGAAAACAUAAUCUACAUGUACGUUUCGCGGAGGAAUUUAACAGAAUGGUGGAAAAAUUUCUUAACUAGGAUGUUUGCUCGGUAUUUAAGCAAAAGCCUAGCCAUACUGCUAGUCAAGGUGCCAAUGUAACUCAUACCUAAGGGAAUAAGGGUUGGAGGGCAAAGGGAGAAAUCAAAUGUCUUUGGCUUUUGUUGACACAGGGGGCAAUGAAUUCAUCCUAUGUCAGCUGGCUUAGUAUACGAAAGAAGCUGUUGUUUCUUUGACAAAAUCAGGAUUAAAAUCAGAUAUGGACUU
This is a messenger RNA of Sphaerodactylus townsendi, 1353 nucleotides long. RefSeq names its product biphenyl hydrolase like (gene BPHL). The coding region runs from base 249 to 1127 and encodes 292 amino acids. The record is from RefSeq and is a predicted model, not a curated record. The transcript is spliced from 7 exons. NCBI's taxonomy places the organism in Eukaryota, Metazoa, Chordata, Lepidosauria, Squamata, Sphaerodactylidae.